AUGGCUGCCAAAGUAGUUCUCAUCACUGGUGCAAACACUGGAAUUGGCUACGAGACUGUAAAGGUCUUUCUUGAGUCUCAACAUCGCUACCACGUAUACCUUGGUGCCAGGUCCCCCUCCAAAGGCAAGGAGGUGAUCCAAAAGAUUCGAGCCGAGUGCUCCAAGGCGACCAACACGGUCGAAUUGCUCGAAAUCGAUGUCGAGAGCGAUGAUUCUAUACAGAAGGAUUUCGAGAUGGUGAAGAACGGCCAAGGCCGUGUUGACAUCCUCAUCAACAAUGCUGGCGCCGGUUUCGAUAUGCAAUUCGUGCAGAACCAGAUGUCUCUGCGAGAGUGCUACAACAAGGCAUACAACAUCAAUGUCACGGGUGCCAACGUUGUUACCUGGACGUUCAUGCCGCUCUUACUCAAAUCGGCUGAGCCCCGUCUGCUCUUCGUUGCCGGUCUGUCCCAGAUGACUGCGGCCGUGGACAACUAUUUCCCAACACCUCCCCAGCCGGCGGGGUGGCCAAAGAAGAUUGACUUUGAGACGAUCGGCUACCGCUGCAGCAAGACAGCCUUGAGCAUGCUGAUGUUGGACUGGCACCACAAACUCAAGGCCGACGGGGUCAAGGUCUUCAGCGUCAGCCCCGGCAUUUGCGCCACGGAUUUGGGCGGUAUGGGACCGGAAAUCAUACAGGCGCUUGGCGGGGUGCACCCAAGGGAGGGUGGAGAGAGACUCAUCGCCGUUGCUGAGGGGAAGAGAGACGCAGACGCCGGAAAGCUUAUUGACAAGGAGGGCUUGAUUCCAUGGUAA
Molecule: messenger RNA, 795 nt
Organism: Pestalotiopsis fici W106-1
Lineage: Eukaryota; Fungi; Ascomycota; Sordariomycetes; Amphisphaeriales; Sporocadaceae
Exons: 2
Coding region: 1-795 (264 amino acids)
Source: RefSeq, a predicted model, not a curated record